Marchantia polymorpha subsp. ruderalis is the source of this 4395-nucleotide messenger RNA. The record is from the annotation of a GenBank genome assembly. Lineage: Eukaryota; Viridiplantae; Streptophyta; Marchantiopsida; Marchantiales; Marchantiaceae.
AUCACGGGGAGCGACCGGAAGCGGCCCGGAACCGGUGAAGCAGGUGGGGACGGGCGGACACGACGAGGGGCAACGGGCGUAGCGUAGCAGUCAUCAGGUGAGAAGAAGACUGAAGAAGAAGAAUGGGAAGUGAGUGGCAGGCGGGCAGACAUUCGAAUACCGCGCCAUAAUGGCAGCGAGCGUGCCUGCGAAUCUAGCAGAAAGAGAAAGAGAGAAGAGAGAAGGAGAUGGCGGUCGAGGAAUUGGUUCAUGAAGCACGGCGAGAGUUGCUCGCAUGCGGAGGUUGUGCCAACGGAGCGAGGAGGGGCGAGGGAUGGUCGUCAGCAGCAUCGAGCAGCGAGCAGGAGCAGCGCACUCCUCGACUCUCUGGGCCUCCUCCUCGGCUCGACAGGUCGCGUCGUCUCUGAGGGCGACGACGACGAGGGCGCCGAGAGAUGCUGGCGCUGCUGCUGGAUGUGGGGGCGCGGGGCGAGCGAGUUCGCCGUGAAAUUCUCGUUGCGGGGCGGUCGUGCGCGGGCCGGUGUUGCCCCGGCACCGCUGGGCUCGACAGAUGCGGGCUCGGCUUCGUCGUCGUCGUAGAGCAGCAGCAGCAGGCUCGGCCCUAAAUGCUCAUUCAUGGUAUUCUGUCUGUCUCUGAAGCUUGUUCUCAGAAGCAUAAUAUGGGGAGUGGCCAACUGCGUUCCAGCAACCCUCUCGAGCACCUGGUCUAGCAGCAGCAGCAGCAGCAGCUCGUCGUCGUCGUCCUCCUCUCGGCGUCGUUCUUCAUCGCGCCUCACCCCCCUGCAUCCUCCGCCCUCUGUUGAUGGCAAAGCCCCAAUUCGUGCACAUUAUCCCCACAUCCCAACCCCGCAGCACCAGCACCUCCCCGCUGCCAGUUUGCACGACGACUAUAGUUUCGAGGUCGACAAAGUCGAGGAAGUGAUGUUUCCUGUUUCCGGAGCCGGUGAGUUCAAGGGCCCCGUGCCCCAGAGGCCCGAGGAAGUGCCUCCCAAAUCCAAGCGCGUGGAGAGGCUUCUCCGCGAGCGACAGCUUCGCAAGAGCAGCCAGCAAGGUCAGUUGGACGAGUGGGAUGGGAAGCUCGAGAGUGAGAAUGGAGGUGGAGUCGGUCCUGGCAGCGGGCGAGAUGCCGGUGGCGACAAUCUUGAGUUCCCCGCGGAGCGACCCACGCAGAGACUGCUCGUGGUGGCGAAUCGGUUGCCCGUUUCGGCCACCAGAAAGGGCGAUGACUGGCACCUGGAGCUGAGCGCUGGAGGCCUCGUGAGUGCGCUUCUAGGGGUGAAGCAGAAUUUCGAAACGAGGUGGAUCGGAUGGGCCGGCGUGAAUGUGCCCGAUGAGCUCGGGCAGAAAACCCUGACUGCCGCUCUGGGGCAGAAUGGAUGUGUGCCCGUUUUUCUGGACGAUGAGACCGUCGAUCAGUACUACAAUGGGUAUUGUAACAACGUUUUGUGGCCCUUGUUCCAUUACAUUGGCUUGCCGCAGGAGGAUCGGCUCGCUGCCACACGAAGUCUCCAGUCUCAGUUCAAAGCUUACAAGCACGCGAACCAGAAGUUUUCGGAUGCUGUGUACUCUCAGUACCAAGAGGGCGAUGUAGUUUGGUGUCACGACUACCAUCUCAUGUAUCUGCCCAAGUGGCUGAAGGAGAAAAACAGCCAAAUGAAAGUCGGCUGGUUUCUCCACACUCCUUUCCCUUCGUCUGAAAUCUAUAGAACCCUGCCCUUGAGGUCCGAGCUUUUGAAAGCAGUGCUGACUGCGGACCUGAUCGGGUUCCAUACCUACGACUAUGCCAGGCAUUUUGUAAGCGCGUGCACUCGAAUUCUGGGGGUGGAGGGUACUCCCGAGGGUGUGGAGGAUCAGGGUAAACUGACCCGCGUCGCAGCAUUUCCUAUCGGAAUCGAUCCGCAGAGAUUUAUCGAGGCGCUCGAGACCGAUGUGGUGAAAUCUCAUAUCCAGGAGCUUCGAGCUCGUUUCGCCGGCCGCAAAGUCAUGCUGGGUGUAGACCGGCUGGAUAUGAUCAAAGGAAUUCCUCAGAAGCUACUAGCUUUUGAGAAAUUUUUGGAGGAGAAUAUUGAAUGGCGAGAUAAGGUAAUCUUCGUGCAGAUUGCUGUGCCGACUCGAACAGACGUGUACGAAUACCAGCGACUGACAAGUCAAGUACACGAGAUCGUGGGGCGAAUUAAUGGUCGUUUUGGAACUCUGACGACCGUUCCCAUCCAUCACCUGGAUCGCUCCCUUGCAUUCCACGAGCUGUGUGCAGUGUACGCGAUCACCGAUGUUGCCCUUAUCACCUCACUGCGCGAUGGCAUGAAUCUUGUGAGCUACGAAUACGUAGCAUGCCAGAAUGACAAGAAGGGAGUGUUGAUAUUGAGUGAGUUUGCAGGAGCUGCACAGUCACUCGGAGCCGGAGCAAUUCUAGUGAAUCCGUGGAAUGUGAGCGAUGUUGCCAUGUCUAUCGAAGAUGCACUCACUAUGUCGGAAUCCGAGAGGAAAGAACGUCACCGUCAUAAUUUCAUGCAUGUGACGACUCAUACAGCUCAAGCUUGGGCAGAUACUUUUGUAAGUGAACUGAACGACACAAUUGUCGAGGCCGAGCUGCGGACUCUGAGAAUUCCUCCCACCCUACCUAAUGAACAGGCUAUCGAGAAGUACAAGGAGUCAAAAAACAGGCUCAUGAUUUUGGGAUUUAAUUCGACCAUGACCGCCCAAGUUGAGGCCCCCAGGAGGCGCGGUCCUGACCAGAUCAAAGAGAUGAAACUGCGUUUGCACCCUGGCCUCGUGGAUGUCUUGGAUGUCCUUUGCUCGGAUCCUCAAACCACCAUAGUGGUACUCAGUGGAAGCGAAAGAGCAGUCCUCGAUGAGGCCUUCGACUCCUUCGAUAUGUGGCUGGCGGCAGAGAACGGAAUGUUCUUGCGACACACACACGGACCUUGGAAGACAACCAUGCCCGAGCAUCUGAAUAUGGAGUGGGUGGAGAGUGUACAGCUAGUCUUUGAGUAUUUUUGUGAAAGAACACCACGAUCAUAUGUCGAGGCUCGGGAUACGUCCCUGGUUUGGAAUUACAAAUACGCCGAUGUCGAGUUCGGCAGAGUCCAAGCCCAGGACAUGCUCCAGCACUUGUGGACUGGUCCUAUCUCCAAUGCUGCAGUCGAUGUCGUCCAAGGCGGAAAGUCCGUCGAAGUCCGGCCAGUGGGCGUCACGAAGGGAGCGGCCAUCGACCGCAUCUUGGGUGAAAUCGUUCACACUAAGCAGAUGAGCACGCCCAUCGACUGCGUAUUUUGCAUAGGGCAUUUUCUGGGGAAGGAUGAGGAUAUCUACACCUUCUUCGAACCGGACCUCCCUCUGGAGCGGGAACCAAGCUUGAAUGGGAAGGCUGAUACGAAAGCAAACCAGUAUGACCGAAGAAUUGGAGCGAGGCAGGCAUGCGACCGAAUGACCAAAAAUUCAAGCAAAGCAGUAGCCCGCCCCAAAAUAUACAUGCAGGUGCAGGCGCCCCCAGAACGGAAUGCAACUCAUGAACGAAAACCUUCUGAUGGAAACGGCGAGGCGGAGAAGGAUGACUCACAUGUAGCAUCAGUUCUGGACCUCAAAGCUGAAAAUUACUUCAGCUGUGCAGUCGGUCGUCAGCGUUCAGCAGCUAGAUACUCCUUGCCAUCAUCAGAAGAUGUUGUCGCCUUCCUUAGAGCUAUCUCUUCCAGCUGUCCCAAGAAGAUCAACAACAGCCAACCGUCACCCAGGUCUCUAACGAAAUAGCUCACCUCAUAGAUCGCAUGCGCUUGAUACCUGACAUCUUCGCGUUUUUGGCUGUUUGAGGUCCGUCUCUGCUUGUCAUCGACCUUUGUAGAUUGUUAGGGUCGUUGCUGGGUUCUGUCAGUUCAUUUGCUGUUCUCGUUGAGUGCUACUUUGCAGCAAUCUGAGUGCAGAUAACGUGACGGGAAGUUUGGCAAGACCCAAUUUUGUUCUUGAUGAACGGGUUGGACGACGAGAGAGGCAUGACAAGGAUGACCUUGCCUAGUCUCAGAAGCAUGGGACCGGAGUCUUGCAUCUAAGUUGAGAAAACUGUCUGGAGUCCGUGAAUGGAUUUAGUGACUGCAGGGAAGAGAGCCAGAGACGUAAGGAUUUCAAAAUACAGAUGUCGAUGAGUUUAGUUAUCGAUGACAGCUCCCCCAUCCACUUUGAUAUUUUGGUGUCAAUGGACUCUAGUACAUGUUUCCCCUUCCUUGUGUGUCCUGGUCCUUCUCUUUUGGGCUGUGUAAUGUUAUGUAGAUAGGUCUGGAGACAACGUACGUACACCGGAGGGUCGUCGAGAUUCCUCCGAGAGCAUCGUAUAAUCCGGUGAUAUAGCUGUGCAUACUUAUCUUUUCCAAUGGAGGAUAAUCCAUGAAUUUAAUGGGGUUAACG